Molecule: messenger RNA, 735 nt
Organism: Didymodactylos carnosus
Lineage: Eukaryota; Metazoa; Rotifera; Eurotatoria; Philodinida; Philodinidae
Source: the annotation of a GenBank genome assembly
AUGAUUCAUGAUCCAUUACCUCAAGGAUUUGUCUAUCUCAAUACAAUUGUACCCGAUAUACAAGUUAGUUUACGUUAUGCAACUAUCGAAAACUUUAUGGGCACACAUGCUGAUGGAUAUUUGAAAAAUGUUUCAAUAAUGACAGAACGAGCUGCUCUCGGUCUAAAGCACGUGCAAGAAAUGCUCAGAAAAGACAACUGUGAAUUGGUCAUCUACGAUACUUAUCGUCCUCAAAAAGCUGUUGAUCAUUUUAAGAGAUGGAGUCAAGACGUGCACGAUCAAAUAAAAAAGAAAAGCUACUAUCCACGUAUCAACAAAGAAGAUGCGUUUACACUUGGUUAUAUAGCUGAGAAAUCUGGACAUACACGAGGAAGUACAGUUGAUCUGUCUAUUAUUCCUCUUGGAGAAAAAGUGCACACCGUUGAUGUUAUCGAUAAGAGUUUAAAUGAUGGUUUUCACAUCUGGUUUCUUGAUGAUGGUACAGUGAAUAUGGGAUCAUCGUUUGAUUUAUUUGACAAUGCUUCUCAUACAAAUAGUACUUUGGUUAGUGAAGAGGAACAUCAACUCAGAAUGUAUUUAAAACGCAUAAUGGAACAAGCGAACUUCACCAACUAUCCACUCGAAUGGUGGCAUUAUACAUUGAAUAAUGAACCCUUCCCUGAGACAUAUUUUGAUUUUGAUAUCAAUACAAAUGAUAUCGUAGGUGUGAAAGAACAAGUUCAGCGAGAUUUGUGA